Moneuplotes crassus is the source of this 1191-nucleotide messenger RNA. The record is from the annotation of a GenBank genome assembly. Lineage: Eukaryota; Ciliophora; Spirotrichea; Euplotida; Euplotidae.
AUGAACAAAUACGGAAAAUUCCUGGAAGAAGAAGAAAAAGCUAGCAGUGAUAGGUACGAAGAGGACAAGAAUUACGAGAAUUACGCACCUGUCACAUUCAACGGAGAUUCUACAAGAGGGGAGAUGAAAAAGCACCAAAUCAUGAGUUAUAAAGAGUUUGAAGAUAGGGUUAACGAGGAAAUUGAGAUUAAAGAUGAUAAGAUAAAUUAUAAUAGCAAGGGGAUGGGAGGAAUAAUGGAUAAUAGUGCAAUAUAAGUCAGAUGGAGCUGAUGGGAAAAGAAAACCCUUAUAAAAGCCCAUUCAAAGGUCCAGUAGUACAAAAUACCUCCUUUGAAGCAGAUAUUAGCAUGGGUAUCCAAGAAGCUAAGGAAGAGUCAAAAGAAGAGCCAAAAGAAGAGUCUAAAGACGAUUCAUUAAGAAGGAGUCUCUCUGGUAUAAAGACUUUUCUGCAAUUUAAACUAAACAAUGGGGUAACCCUGAAUACCUCUGUAAACCUUGAAACCACAACGGUUCUGAAUCUCAAAGAAAGGAUCUUUAAAGCUGACAUUGACAACGGAAAAGUAGUCAGGAUGAUUUUCAUGGGAAAAAUGAUGAAAGAUGAAAACUUGCUAUGUCAAUAUAAACUUAAGAAUAUGAGCUUCAUCAGUGUAAUUAUCUCAAAUGCUCUAGUUAGACCCGAAGGGGCCCAACCAGCUGAUGGAGAGAUUGAGACAAUCGAUGGAAAGACUGGAUUCGAUAGGUUUAUCAAAAUGCAGAACCAACUUUACACAGACAUGCAAGUUCACCAGAUGAGACUCGUCUUCCAUUCCCUAAUGAUGAGGUCAGGUGCUGAGAGAACGGAUGAAACAGCAGAUGGGCUUCUUGAAAAGGAAGAGGAAUGGCUUACAGGGACCCUGGUUAGUGACCAAACCAUUGAUGACCUGAUCGACUGUAAAACAGUUUUAUCCUGCAGGAAUGACAUUGUACUACCUACUUAUAAAAGAAUGAAUGAGCCUGUUGUUUACAAUGAGAAUACAAAAUGACUCCAUAUGCUUGGGUUUCUCCUACUCGGCUUCCUAAUGCCGAUAAUCUCUCUGAUAGUGUUCCUGUUUAUCCUAAGUACUGAGAAUGGAAAAGUAAAAGCAGUGAUGACCGGAAAUAUUAUCGCAUUUCUAGUGAUGAUCCUAUAUUUUGAAUAGUUUUCAAUGAUGA